Messenger RNA from Urocitellus parryii (Arctic ground squirrel), 2804 nucleotides. RefSeq names its product leucine rich repeat containing 8 VRAC subunit B (gene Lrrc8b). NCBI's taxonomy places the organism in Eukaryota, Metazoa, Chordata, Mammalia, Rodentia, Sciuridae. Gene Ontology annotation, molecular function: protein binding. The record is from RefSeq and is a predicted model, not a curated record.
AAUGAAGACAAACUCAGAGAUGGUGUGUCUAAGAAACUUCAAAAGGUGUAGACCCCCUGAUUGAAGCAUAGCUGAUUUAUUUGAUUCAUUUUUUCCAUUUUAUUCCUGUACUCGUGCAAAGGAGAGUCAUGAUUACACUAACAGAGCUAAAAUGCUUAGCAGACGCCCAGUCAUCUUAUCACAUCUUAAAGCCAUGGUGGGACGUCUUCUGGUAUUACAUCACCCUCAUCAUGCUGUUGGUGGCUGUGCUGGCCGGAGCUCUCCAGCUCACUCAGAGCAGGGUCCUGUGCUGUCUUCCGUGCAAAGUGGAAUUUGACAAUCACUGCGCUGUGCCUUGGGACCUCCUGAAAGCCAGCGUGAAUACAUCCUCUAAUUCUGGGACACCGCUUCCGCUCCCCCUCCGAAUCCAGAAUGAUCUCCACCGACAGCAGUACUCCUACAUCGACGCAGUCUGUUACGAGAAACAGCUCCACUGGUUUGCGAAGUUUUUCCCCUACCUGGUGCUCUUGCACACACUUAUCUUUGCAGCCUGCAGCAACUUUUGGCUUCACUACCCCAGCACCAGUUCCAGGCUGGAGCAUUUUGUGGCCAUCCUUCACAAGUGCUUCGAUUCUCCAUGGACCACCCGUGCCCUGUCGGAAACGGUGGCUGAACAGUCAGUGAGGCCCCUGAAGGUCUCCAAGUCCAAGACUUUGCUUUCGUCCUCAGGGUGUUCAGCUGAGGUGGACUCCAGCAAGCAGUCCCUGCCUUACCCACAGUCGGGGUUGGAGUCAACCAGCAUAGAAAGCCCAACUUCCAGUGUCCUGGACAAGAAGGAAGGUGAACAGGCAAAAGCCAUCUUUGAGAAAGUGAAACGGUUCCGUCUGCACGUGGAGCAGAAGGACAUCAUUUACCGGGUGUAUCUGAAGCAGAUAAUAGUCAAAGUCAUUUUGUUUGUCCUCAUCAUAACUUAUGUUCCAUAUUUUUUAACCUACAUUACUCUUGAAAUUGACUGUUCAAUYGACGUGCAGGCUUUUACAGGAUAUAAGCGCUACCAGUGUGUCUACUCCUUGGCAGAAAUAUUUAAAGUCCUGGCUUCAUUUUAUGUUAUUUUGGUAAUACUAUACGGUCUCACCUCCUCCUAUAGCUUAUGGUGGAUGCUGAGAAGUUCCCUGAAGCAAUAUUCCUUUGAGGCGUUAAGAGAAAAAAGCAACUACAGCGAUAUCCCGGACGUCAAGAAUGACUUUGCCUUCAUCCUCCAUCUGGCUGACCAGUAUGAUCCUCUUUAUUCCAAACGCUUCUCCAUAUUCCUGUCAGAGGUCAGUGAGAACAAACUGAAGCAGAUCAACCUGAACAACGAAUGGACGGUUGAGAAACUGAAAAGUAAGCUUGUGAAAAACUCCCAGGACAAGAUAGAGCUGCAUCUCUUCAUGCUCAGUGGUCUUCCAGACAACGUGUUCGAGUUAACGGAAAUGGAAGUGCUCAGCCUAGAGCUUAUCCCUGAGGUCAAACUGCCCUCUGCAGUCUCGCAGUUGGUCAACCUCAAGGAGCUUCAUAUAUACCAUUCAUCUCUGGUGGUAGACCAUCCUGCACUGGCCUUUUUAGAGGAGAAUUUAAAGAUCCUCCGCCUGAAAUUUACUGAAAUGGGAAAAAUCCCACGCUGGGUAUUUCACCUGAAGAAUCUCAAGGAACUUUACCUGUCAGGCUGUGUUCUCCCAGAGCAGUUGAGUACCAUGCAGCUGGAGGGCUUUCAGGACCUAAAAAACCUGAGGACCCUCUACUUGAAGAGUAGCCUGUCUCGGAUCCCCCAGGUGGUCACAGACCUUCUGCCUUCGCUGCAGAAGCUGUCCCUUGACAAUGAAGGAAGCAAACUGGUUGUGCUGAACAACUUGAAAAAGAUGGUCAACUUAAAAAGCCUAGAACUGAUCAGCUGUGACCUGGAACGCAUUCCACACUCCAUUUUUAGCCUGAACAAUUUGCAUGAGUUGGACCUAAAGGAAAAUAACCUUAAAACUGUGGAAGAGAUCAUUAGCUUUCAGCAUCUUCAAAAUCUUUCCUGCUUAAAACUGUGGCACAAUAACAUUGCUUAUAUUCCUGCCCAGAUAGGAGCAUUAUCUAACCUAGAGCAGCUCUCUUUGGAUCAUAAUAAUAUUGAGAAUCUGCCCUUGCAGCUUUUUCUAUGCACCAAACUAUAUUAUUUGGAUCUAAGCUAUAACCACCUGACCUUCAUUCCAGAAGAAAUCCAGUAUCUGAGUAAUUUGCAGUACUUUGCUGUGACCAACAACAAUAUCGAGACACUGCCAGAUGGACUGUUUCAGUGUAAGAAGCUACAGUGUUUAUUCUUGGGGAGAAAUAGCCUGACGGAUUUGUCCCCUCAUGUGGGUGAGCUGUCGAACCUCACUCAUCUGGAGCUCAUUGGUAAUUACCUGGAAAUGCUGCCUCCAGAGCUGGAAGGGUGUCAGUCCCUGAAACGGAGCUGUCUGAUCGUCGAGGAUAGUUUGCUCAAUACUCUUCCUCUCCCUGUGACAGAACGUUUGCAGACUUGCUUAGAUAAAUGUUGAUCAGAGACCUGUGUUGCAAAGGCAUUUUUAAACGUAUGCCCCAGGGCUUUAAAAGAGAAAUAAACUUUCCUAAGUUAUAAAGAUGAAACAUGGGUGUGGUAAUUGUGAUGCAUCAUAACCAAAUAUCUUAUUAAAGCCACUCAGUAUCUUGCCCUAAGUUAAACAGGUAAAAAGUAUAAACACUGAACUGGAACUUUGUGAAUAAUUGAUCUUUAACUUAUUAAGAUGUAAGAAGUACCCAUUGAGGAUGGGUUGAGGAGUGUG